AAAAAAAAAAACGUGAGUUCAAGGAACCUGACCCUCACGCCAUCUUGUUUCCAGCUCGGGCGUUUAUUUCCUUGUUUAUUUGUGUUUCUUUUCUCCUUCCCCAGAAAGCUGACUUCAUGAGACCGAGGAUCUCGUUCAUUGAUCAAUGCUGCAUUUUCAACAUCUUGGAUAACGAGGUAGAAAAUGAGCAUCACGGACGUGCUCAGUGCUGACGACAUUGCAGCAGCGCUCCAGGAAUGCCGAGACCCAGACACUUUUGAACCCCAAAAAUUCUUCCAGACAUCAGGCCUCUCCAAGAUGUCAGCCAGUCAGGUGAAGGAUGUUUUCCGGUUCAUAGACAACGACCAGAGCGGGUACCUGGAUGAAGAAGAGCUUAAGUUUUUCCUCCAGAAGUUUGCGAGUGGUGCCAGAGAACUGACCGAGUCAGAAACCAAGUCCUUGAUGGCUGCGGCGGAUAAUGAUGGAGAUGGAAAAAUUGGAGCAGAGGAAUUCCAGGAAAUGGUGCAUUCUUAAAAGCCCCAGUCUCUGGAGAAAAGAGAGAAAGGGAUGAUCACCUGGAAGGAUUCCAAAGCCCUGGGAAUGGGGAACCCCACAUCCUACCCCUACCUAAUUUGUAAAUUUUCCCUGAAAACCUUCUGCAGUUUGCUCAUUGUUUUAGCGAGGUCACGAGAGAGUCACUGAUGACUGUCUUGGUGGUGGGUAUGUGCCUUGACAACUUCUGUAAGCCCCCUUCCCCCAGCAGGCAAUGCCUCUAAAAAUCACCCAAUAAAGACAGGCUUCUCAUCA
This is a messenger RNA of Nomascus leucogenys (northern white-cheeked gibbon), 786 nucleotides long. RefSeq names its product oncomodulin 2 (gene OCM). The record is from RefSeq and is a predicted model, not a curated record. The coding region runs from base 184 to 513 and encodes 109 amino acids. The transcript has 5 exons. Lineage: Eukaryota; Metazoa; Chordata; Mammalia; Primates; Hylobatidae. Gene Ontology annotation, molecular function: calcium ion binding. Gene Ontology annotation, cellular component: nucleus; cytoplasm.